AUGUCUGAAGCAUUAGGGAAGCACGACUCUGUCAAGGCCAAGGUUGAAAGAACUCCACUUGGUGUGCAAUGCAUGGGCCUCAAGAGUGGUUCAUCAGGUUCUAAGAAGAAGUUUGAGAAGAAGACAACCAAGAUUCCAUCAAGAAAGGUGUAUCAGUCUCAAGCUCGUGACAAGACUACCUCAAAUGCUCCUAUUAUUGAAGAUGUCACAGGUGAAGAAGAACUUUCUGCUGAAAACUCUUCCAUUGGUUCUAAUCAAGAUGCUGUGCCCGAUGUUAGGGCUUCUGUACUUGCAGAUGGUUCAACUCAAGAAAUUUCUGGGAAGGAAUCCACUGCUCGUGAAGAUUCAGGUUCCAAGGAAUCAAGCCAGUCUCCUGCCUCUAUUCAAAACAUCUCUGAUGAUGACUCUGAUGAUGUUCCGUUAACUGCUUCUCUGCCUGAUAGUGUUGCUGCUAGGAUCAAGAGAAAAAGAAGGGUUUCUGAUGUUGAAGAAUCUCCUGCCCCAAAGAAGAAGACCAAGUCCACUCCAACAACUUCCAAGUCCAAGCAAAAAGAUGUGAAGGGAAAAGGUAAGCAACAGCAAGUUAAAUCCAAGAGUGUGAAGAAGAAGAAGGUUCCACUUGCUGCUGAGGAAUCUGGGUCAGAUGUUGAGGGGGAUGUCGAGGACAUCUUGCCUUAUGAGAAGAAGUAUGCAGGAAAACGCAUUCCUCAGAAUGUCCCUGCUGUUCCUAUUGACAAUGUGUCCUUUCAUGCUGAAGGUCAUGUUCAGAAGUGGAAGUAUGUGUGCCAACGCGGAGUUGCCAAGGAAAGGGAAGAUGGCUCUGAUGUACUUGAGUGCAAGGAAGUGGUUGCAUUUAUUGAAAAGGCUGGACUGAUGAAGACCAUUCUCAAGGUGGGAAGAUGUUAUGAAAAACUGGUGAGAGAAUUUCUGGUGAAUUUGUCUGUGGAAGUGGGACUUCCUGAAAGUGUUGAGUUUAGAAAGGUGUUUGUCAGGGCAAAAUGUGUUGAAUUCUCCCCUGCUGUGAUCAACAAAGCACUUGGCAGAAGUACUGUAGAGUUUGUUGAUGAGGAGUUGUCCUUGGAUGUGAUUGCCAAGGAGAUUACUGCUGGCCAAGUCAAGAAGUGGCCCAUCAAGAAGUUGUUGUCUACAGGAAAACUGAGUGUGAAGUAUGCCAUCCUUAACAGGAUUGGGGCUACCUUGAAGCAUGCUGACACUUGUGCUGUGAAGCUGCCCAUAUCAUAUCGAUCUCUUCUUACAGAGAUUAUUCUUCAACAGCAUCCUCAGAUCAUCGGGGCUGAUGAGGUUCCUUUGCCAAAGGGUGUUCCUAUUACCCUGGAUCAACGAUUGUUUAUGGAGCCACAUGUCAUAGACAUUGCUGUGCCAUUUAGCAGAACUUCUGCCCCUGCUCCUGUGAGUGAAUCUAGCACUAAGGUUAUUAUUGCUGAAUUAAUGGCUGUUUCUAAGGCCCUACAGGAGACUAUUAGGAUCAGCACUGCAAGGAAGCUAAAGGUUGAUGCUUUGCUUCUCAAGCUUCAAGAGGAAGAAGGUCAAGAGGGUGAGCCAAGUGGUGCUGUUGCUGCUCCUCAGGAUGCCAGCAUUGAAGAAGAGGGAGAAUAUGAAGAGAAUAUAGAAGACUCUGAAGGCGACUUCAGUUCUGAUGAUUAG
Messenger RNA from Lotus japonicus, 1665 nucleotides. RefSeq lists its product as uncharacterized. Bases 1 to 1665 code for a protein of 554 amino acids. The transcript has 3 exons. Lineage: Eukaryota; Viridiplantae; Streptophyta; Magnoliopsida; Fabales; Fabaceae. The record is from RefSeq and is a predicted model, not a curated record.